AUGUGUGUGGCUUCAUUAAAGUUAAUGGCUUCGAACGCGUCACCGUUUUCACUUUACGUUAAUGACAUUUCGGUGCCUGCGGCGAAGACGACGAUGAGGAAGCACGUCUGUGGUGGAACAGGGAGGCCGGAUCGGAUCGGAUCGGAUCGGAUCGGAUCGGAUCGGAUCGGAUCGGAUCGGAUCGGAUCGGAUCGGAUCAAAUCGGACGGGACCAGACCAGACCCCGUCGAAUCGAAUCCAACGACUUGA
This is a messenger RNA of Soboliphyme baturini, 249 nucleotides long. The record is from the annotation of a GenBank genome assembly. Lineage: Eukaryota; Metazoa; Nematoda; Enoplea; Dioctophymatida; Soboliphymatidae.